CUCCGAGGGGCAGGGGGCGUGGCCUGCCCCGGUUCCCGGCGGGCGGUGGCUGUGGUCGCGGACGGGUCCAGGCGCCGGUCGCGGCCAUGUCGGUGCGCGGGAAGCUGAUCGCGGUGCUGGGCGAUGAGGACACGGUGACCGGGUUCCUGCUGGGCGGCAUCGGCGAGCUGGAUAAACACCGCAAGCCCAACUUCCUGGUGGUGGGCAAGGAGACGAGCGUGGCCGAGAUCGAGGAGGCGUUCCGGAGCUUCCUGAAUCGGGAGGACAUCGGCAUCAUCCUGAUCAGCCAGUGCGUGGCCGACCUCAUCCGGCACGCCGUGGAGGAGCACCGCCGGCCGCUGCCCGCCGUGCUCGAGAUCCCCUCCAAGGACCACCCCUACGACCCCAGCAAGGACUCGGUGCUGCGCCGCGCCAGGGGCCUCUUCUCCCCCGAGGACUUGCGCUAGCAGCGGCCCCCCCCCCCGGAACAACCCCCGUGGAGCACCCCUGGAACCCCCCUUGGAACCGCCCCGGGGGACCUCAGCCCUGCCCGGGAAACCCAAUUUCUCCCCCGUUGAGAUCCUAAAACCCUCCUCUGUGGUGUCCUGGACCCCCUCCUCCUGGACCCCAGCCGCUCCCCGGGACCUCAAACACCCCCGGAGGUCCUAAAUACCUGCCUUGGGACCCCAAAACACCCCCCGGGGCCCUAACCCCACCUCCAGGGUCAUGAACACCCUCAGGGGAGCUCAGCCCCCACCCCCAUGGACCUCAAAACCCUCUUUGGACCCCAAAAUCCCUCCCUGGGGACUCUAAACUCCCCCCCCCCCCCUUUCCCCCGCGGUGCUGAUGGGGGGAGGUGGUGGGUUGAGGCUCCCGUGACUCUGGGUCAGCAGCGCUGGAAUAGGAAGUGCCGCCGCGGGGCUGCGUGAUCCUGAGCGAUCCUGGCUGGUCCUGACUGGUCCUGGCUCAUUCUGCCCGCUCCCUGCCCAUCCCUGCCUCGUCCUUGCCUGCUGCCCGUCCCCUCCUGCCGGUCCGUGCCCGUUCCCUGCCUGUUUCAUGCCCAUCCCUGCCCCCGAGCGGGUCUGGGACCCCCCAGGGGCACGCGGCUGUUGGACCGUGUCCCCCUCCGCCGCGGGUCCCAACACGAGCUGUCACCGCU
Messenger RNA from Pezoporus occidentalis (night parrot), 1138 nucleotides. RefSeq names its product ATPase H+ transporting V1 subunit F (gene ATP6V1F). Gene Ontology annotation, biological process: proton transmembrane transport. The record is from RefSeq and is a predicted model, not a curated record. Gene Ontology annotation, molecular function: proton-transporting ATPase activity, rotational mechanism. NCBI's taxonomy places the organism in Eukaryota, Metazoa, Chordata, Aves, Psittaciformes, Psittacidae. Bases 87 to 446 code for a protein of 119 amino acids. The transcript has 2 exons. Gene Ontology annotation, cellular component: membrane; proton-transporting V-type ATPase, V1 domain.